CGCAUGGCGGCAACCAGAUCAGUCUUAUGUCAUAUACGUCAGAUUGUGUUGUUUUUACUAAAAUACAGGGGUAUUCGAUUUAAAAUAGUUAAUAUAUAAAUAGAAUUUGUGAAAUAUAUUCUAUUUUAGGAGUAGCAGUUCUUAAUUAGAUCGGCUACAUGUCUUGCCCAAGUGAUUGAGAUAAAAAUAACCGAGCUCCUAUUUUGUGCUGCAAGACAACAAUAAACAUUGAUUGUUUUUUUAUUAACUAAGUAUAAAAAUAUUACGUCACGGUGAUUCUCAAUUGGGAUUACCAGACGAAACAUGUAGUGUUUUACGUGUCGGAGGUCGUGAUGAUUCACAUAGGUUAAGUUUUGUAUCAAUGAUGAGUGUUGUUGUGUGGUGAUUAUAGUUUGGGGGCUCGCCGCAACCGGGCGUUGACUUAUCUGAAAGAAAUCCGGUAACUGAGUAAUAGAUGAUGAUUGAGAGCGUUUCACGUCGCGCAUUCAGCAGUUCGAGUGGUACGUACAACGUACGAGCAUCAGAAUUGGCCAGGGAAAGAAAGCUGAAUAUCAUUAAUGUCACGGUACAGUUCUUGGACGAAACGCUGCAGACUUUUCAAAUUGAGAAAAAAGCAAAGGGCAGUGUUUUACUAGAGCAAGUAUUUCACCACAUUGAGUUGGUAGAGAAAGACUACUUUGGCCUGCAGUUCACAGAAAAUGGAUCUACACCUAAUGCUACCAACACAGAAAUAACUCGAUGGCUUGACAGCAGUAAAUCUGUGAAGAAGCAAGUGGGUGCCAAUGCGCAGUUCUGGUUGGCGGUGAGGUUCUACCCUCCGGAACCUUCUAGAUUAGCUGAGGAGUACACAAGAUACCUUCUAUGUCUGCAGUUGAGGAAACUGCUGCUAGACGGACGAAUGAGUGCGCCCAAAAACACCGCUUUAUUGUUAGCUUCGUUUACAGUUCAAGCCGAACUCGGUGAUUAUAACGUGUCAGAACAUCCACCGAACUACCUGUCAGAGUUCAGUCUUCUGCCGAAACAGACCUCGGAGGACGAGCGUCGUAUACGGGAGUUACAUAAGUUGCAUAAGGGCCAAGCGCCCGCGGACGCCGAAGCGAACUUUCUAGAACACGCGAAAAGACUAGAUUGCUACGGUGUGGAGUCUCAUCCAGCUAAGGAUACAAACGGGAAGGACAUAUUUAUUGGCGUGACGUCAAUAGGUAUAGUAGUCUUUCAGAAUAACAUACGAGUGAAUACAUUCUCUUGGAGUAAAAUCGUCAAGAUAUCCUUCAAGAAGAAGCAGUUUUUUAUUCAGAUUAAGAGGGAACCGUCCGAAACCUACGACACAGUAUUAGGUUUCAACAUGCGUUCCGGCCGUGCCGCGAAGGCCCUCUGGCGGUGCAGCGUGGAACGCCACGGGUUCUUCAGGCUGCGGGCGCCCCGGCGGAGACCCCUGCUGGGGGCCCUGGGCGCCCUGGCGGGGAUCACUGCCCCCACCGUGCCCAGGACCGAGACGCAAGCACUGGAGGAUGCUAGGAGGUCCAGAUCGUCCAAUAGGAGUUUUGUGCGCCGCAGCAGCUCGCGGCCCCGAGAGCGCUCGGCGGGCGCGGCGGCCGGGGCUGCGCCCGCGCUGGCGGCCCGCGGCGCGCGCGUCACCACGCACCGCGAGCCCGCGCCCCGCGCCGCCUGGAGCGACCAGCGCGACAACGACGACGAUGGCGGCUUCCUAGAACGUGUUCUUCGCGUGCCUCUAUCAUACGUGGACGAGUCUUCUUCAGCAUCGGAAGCGGACGAGUGUGUGACAGUCGUAUUAGUCGCAGACGCAGAUGGACGUUUCGGUUUUAACGUGCGCGGCGGCGGCGGCGCCCCAGUACUGGUUUCUCGCGUGGCACCGCGUUGCGAAUUGCAAGAGGGGGAUCAGGUUAUAUCAGUUAACGGAACGGAAGUGGACGAUCUGACACACGAACAAGUCGUACAACUUAUACGGAGCACGAGAGGAGUGCUAACACUUUCUGUUAAACCUAAUGCUGUGUACGAGCCGGAAAAUGGCGGCCACGAAGAACCAACUGUGUGUUUUGUCCCGCUCGGUUCCGGGAGGUUCGAGGGAGACGCAUUAGAACAAUCGAUGUUGCUGCUGGGCGAUGGAUUAGCGAAUGGAGCCGCUUUGACUCAAUACGAAACAUUGUUGAGGAGAUUGCCCGAAGAACCGUGUGCGGUGUCGAAGUUACCUCACAAUUUAAAUAAAAACAGAUACAGGGAUAUUGCGCCUUACGACUCCACGCGAGUGAUAUUGAAAAACGGACCCAAUGGCGAUUAUAUAAACGCUUCUUACAUCAAUAUGGAGAUACCUAACUCCGAUUUGGUACUCACAUACAUCGCAACACAAGGACCUUUAUCAUCGACAGUAGGAGAUUUUUGGCAGAUGGUGUGGGAGAGUGAAAGCAGUUUGGUCGUGAUGUUGACCGUUCUAGCCGAGAGAGGGCGCGCCAAAUGUCAUCAGUAUUGGCCGAAGGUUGGCAGUACACCACUCAAAGCGACCGAUGACCUGACAGUGUACACGAACAGCGAACAAAAUUACGGACAUUACGUACGCAGAGAGAUGACGCUGAAGGAAGCCGGCGGCGGGUCCCGCAGCGUGACGCAGCUGCAGUACACGGCGUGGCCCGACCACGGCGUGCCCGAGGACCCCGCCGCCUUCAUCUCCUUCACCAAGCUCUGCUCGCUGCUGAGGAACCAUCGGGCUGUGAUACCGACCGUAGUCGAACAAUGUACAGCAGAAGAACGUCUCCUGGAGCCGCCGAUGAUAGUGCACUGCUCGGCGGGCGUGGGCCGCACCGGAGCCCUGGUGCUGGCCGAGACGGCGGGCGAGCUGCUCGCGCGCCGCCAGCCGCUCUACCCGCUCGACCUGGUGCGCGCCAUGCGCACGCAGAGGCCCAUGUGUAUACAGAACGCGAGCCAGUACAAAUUUGUAUGCGAGAGUAUACAAAUGGCGUACUCCCAGGGGCUGAUAAAGCCGGCUACAGACAACGGAUCCGGCUGAUGACAACAGCGCUGUGUUGCCCGUUAGCGUGAAAUUUACUACCAAAUGGUAGCAUUGCGACUUGAGUUAUUCGGUAUUUUUUUAUUUAAAUUGUUGAAUUGACCAUAUUUUUAAUAGCUGUACUAAAAUGUUAAGGCUCGAUCAAAUUAUUACUAUUGCUUUUUUACAUUUGAAACAAAUAAUUUAAGGCAGUAUGAGCCUUAUUUUUCUGAAAACGUGAUUUUUCCUACGGCUAAGGCUUGACGUAAAGUUCAUAAUUAUAUUCAUUAUUUAUGAAAUUUUUAUACAAUUUACAUGAAAAUCAAGUGAGCUCAAGCCAAUGAUUUCUUUUAUGAAGUCAACCUAAAUUAUUUUAUCUUAUCAUCGUUUUGAUACUCUUAUUCUACCUGAAGUCUUAAGUCGCAGUGUUACUAUUAAUAGUAAUAACCAGAGAUCGGAACAGGUAGAUUGAUUUUAUGUACUUGCGUCAUGAAUUACCAUAGAAAGCAUAACAUGGAUAAGCCUCUUUUCCGCGAUUCCAUUUCAGUACUUACACUUACAGUAAACUACAUUGUCCGCGGGUAACAUAGGACUACAAUUUACGUGAACGAAGUCGGGGGAAAACAGCUACCACUAAUAUAUUCCUCAUGCCACUUGUAAAAAUCCCGCAAUCCCGGACGGAGGCAUGGCCAUAUUAAUAUAUACGUUUCAGUUCAUUGACCCCAAUUCAAUCUAUGUACCUAUUCCGAUCUUUAGUAAUUACCUUCAUUAAAUCACAUUGGUCAAACAUAUCAGCAACAAAACGACCAAUGCAAUAAAAAAUACCAGUGAUUUUAAUAAAAGUGUAUUUUUUAUGUCGCAUUAUAUUUUUAUAUCGAUUGUAUGAUGUGACUCUAAUAAAUCUACACUUAACACAUAUCAUUGUUAAAAUGUGUUAUUUUUUUCUUGUAUUAUACUGUUUUAAUGUAAAUGGGCGUGUCUUACCAGAAAUUAACCUAUUUUUUCAUAUGGCAACUAAUUUUCAUUCAGUAAAAUUUUAUUUCUGAUACUACUUUCGAUAUAUACAGUGUGCAACAAAAAAGGCGAUUUCAACAUUUUUAGAGAUCAGUGUACGCAUCAGUAUGAACAACUUUUUUUUAAGAACAAAGGUUCUAAUUAUGAAAACCCAUAACAUGUAUGUUAAUCAGAGAUCGAAUAUUCGGAUGCAUAUUUACCUAAGGUUGGGGUGUUGGGUUAGUAUGGAACGUACUUCUGUACCUCAAAAAUUCCGGGAUUCAGCAUUGAUACACUUAAUGUUCUAAUUAUGUAUUCGAAUCCAAAUUUACCUAAAGUUGAGGUGGAAAAAAUCACGCGGUAUAAUUCUGGAAUCCCGGUAGGUAGGUAAUUUUUUUAAUAAAUAUGAUCAUCCAUCACUUAUGUUUAUAAAGGAGUUUAUCAUACCUAAUAUACGAUAAGUUUCAAUUUCUUGUUUAAUAAAAUUUCCGGGAUUCAAAAUAAUUCGAAUCCCGAAAUAAAGAAGCCGCCUCCAUACUUUCUUAGCCAAAAUAUUAGUUUAGGUAAAUAUGCAUCCCAUUAUCCGAUCUCUAAUGUUAAUAUGUAAGCCUAUAGAAGUGAAUACGGGUGAAUGUGAUGUCACAGCUGAUAGUUGUGACACUGACGCUUUUGACAUAUUUCUUGUCAAUUCAGAAGUUUAUCUGAUAGUUUGCAACUGCCCAAAAUGCACAUCAUUCAUAGUUUCAAGCGCAGUCUGAAAUUUAUUUUGUCCUUUUAGUUUUUCGACUUCCAUUUGUAAGUAUAAAUGUUUUUAUUUUUGUUACAUUCUAUAUAUGUUUUGUACAAAAAAUACGAUUUAAUUUCUGAUAUUUUCUGAUGUCGUAGAAUGCGACUAAGUGAUAGGCUUAUAAACUUGGGAUUCUUGUUGUGGGCGAUGGUCUAACAACCUAUCACUAUUUGAAUCUCAAUUCCAUCAUGAAGCCAUACAGCUGAACGUAGCCUUUCAGCCUUUUCGAGACUGUUGGCUCUGUCUACCCUGCAAGGGAUAAAGACGUGACUAUAUGUAUGUAUCUUAUUUUUUUAAGUUUUAUUAAGUUAUAAAAGCAGUUUUAACCACUUUAAUUUAUUUUAGUAAUAGUUUUUCUAACUCUGUGAUUGAUUUUGAUACUUCGAAUAUAUAUACGAAUAAGUAGAGUUUAGACAAAUCUUGCCUUUCUAACGAAUUUAAUAACAUCAUUAAUUCAUUGAAAAUAGUUUUAAUGUGUACUUUGUGACGUAAACAUGUUUCUUUUCUGUGCCAUUUAUAUUGUAAUUGUAACAUUGUUUAACAGAUUAACAGUUAUAUAAAAUAUAUAAAAAUGAACUUAUUUUUUUAUUCACAUUAUCCUAAGAAUUUCAGUAUUGUAUUGUUUUAUAAUUUAAAUAAUAUUGUAAUUUAAUGUUAUCUAAAUGGUGAAACAUUAUGAAAAUGGUAUGAAAACCUUAUAAAUAAAUAAAGAGAAAUUUGAUUUCAUUCAUAAAAAAUAUAAUAAUUUUCAAGCUUUUGGAUAACAUUGAAUUUAUUUAAUAAACUUAAUUUAUACAUAGUAAUAAAAUAGAAGUGUUCUUUGUCGAUGUAAGUAAGCAUUCGGGACCUAAGUAAAUUAGGGACGGCAAGAAAAUAGAACUAUUAGUGAAAAAAAUAAUUAAUAGGAAUUUGGAAAUGUAAGGCGAUUCUGUUAAGUAGUGUUUGUUGUCACGUGAACGAAGUUUGCAUACUUAUCAACAAUUGCAAAUAGACGACUGAAACUGUUGGACAUAUUGAAAAUAGUAUGCAGUUUACUUACUGUGCCUAUUUUGUAAAUUAUUAAAAAGGAAACAUUGUUUUUAAUUACUAUAUUCAAAUUUCAAAAUAGAAAUGUAUAUUUGUAAGUAUCUUAUUUAUUUUAUUUUAUUUUUGAAUUAUCAUAUAUAUAGUUUUUAAUAUUCUUUUCUUCCAUACUAAUUAAUUAUUAUUCGAACAUAAAAGUAAUGAAAGUAUGAUACGUACAUAUAAGUUUUGCGGAUUUAAGUUUAUUUAUUUCAUUUAAAAUAAGAAUUGUAAGUUUGUUUAUAGACUUUUAUUAACAAUGACGAGAAAUGACGAGACUUCUUAAAAAAAAACUGAUGUGUUAUUCAAAAUAUUUAUCGUAUGCCACUAACUAGAAUCUAUUACCCCUAUAUUUUUUAAUCCUUGUUUAUCUAAUUUUGAAUUUGGUUCCAUAUAUAAUUUUGCUUGAAAGUUUAAAAGUAUUUAAACCAAUUGUAAUGUUUCACAGACGAAGCCAACAGUCAUGAACUGAAUAUAUUUUUUAAUUUUAUUAAGUUCCCUUUUAUUGUGAAACGUCAUUAUUUUCCACAUAUAAAAUCUUGCUAGAACAUUUACUAAUCAUAAAUCCUUAUGCUUAUUGCUUAUUAUAUGACUAAAACAAAUAUUGUCCAAUUGAGAAUCUGUUUUGAAGUCGGAUAAAAACAGAAGAGUCAUUUAUUCCAUAAUUUCCUACUUGUGAAUAUAAAUGAAAAAAAAAUCGAUUGUUAUUUCAGUUAGUGGCAAACGAAUGUGGAAAGAGAAGGAAGUCCUGAUAAAUUUGUAUGACUGACUGAAUUAGAGUAAGCGUUUGUAAUGUUCAAUUAAUCGAGUGUUCGUAGUUUGUAUCCAAGUGUAUUUUUUCAACCUUGUGAUGUCUGAAUGUGCAGUGAUUUUUAUGUGAUGAAUAAAGAUUUAUUGAUUGA
Amyelois transitella is the source of this 6745-nucleotide messenger RNA. It is a transcript of the gene Ptpmeg, whose product is annotated as tyrosine-protein phosphatase non-receptor type 4. Bases 455 to 3022 code for a protein of 855 amino acids. Gene Ontology annotation, molecular function: protein tyrosine phosphatase activity; protein binding. The record is from RefSeq and is a predicted model, not a curated record. Gene Ontology annotation, cellular component: cytoskeleton. Gene Ontology annotation, biological process: protein dephosphorylation. The transcript has 17 exons. Lineage: Eukaryota; Metazoa; Arthropoda; Insecta; Lepidoptera; Pyralidae.